This is a messenger RNA of Tinamus guttatus (white-throated tinamou), 1866 nucleotides long. The record is from RefSeq and is a predicted model, not a curated record. NCBI's taxonomy places the organism in Eukaryota, Metazoa, Chordata, Aves, Tinamiformes, Tinamidae.
UGCUCGUGUAUGUCUUGUGAAGUUUCCCUCAGCGUUUUUCAAGGGAAGGGUGAACAUGUGUGCUGCCCUCUGCUACGAGAUCCUGAAGUGCUGCACAUCAAAGCUGGCCUCCACCAGGAAUGAGGCUUCUGCCCUUCUGUAUCUCCUGAUGAGAAAUAACUUUGAGUUCACCAAGAGGAGAACGUUUCUGAGAACACAUCUUCAGAUAAUAAUUGCAGUGAGCCAGUUAAUAGCCGAUGUGGCACUCAGUGGUGGGACAAGGUUUCAGGACUCCUUGCUCAUCAUUAACAACUUUGCCAACAGUGACAGGCCUAUGAAGGCAACUGCUUUUCCUUCCGAAGUCAAAGAUUUGACAAAGAGAAUCCGUACAGUGCUCAUGGCUACUGCCCAAAUGAAAGAACACGAAAAGGACCCAGAAAUGCUGAUAGACCUACAGUACAGUCUAGCAAAAUCUUAUGCAAGCACUCCAGAGCUCCGCAAAACUUGGCUGGACAGCAUGGCAAAGAUUCAUGUGAAAAAUGGAGACUUUUCAGAGGCAGCCAUGUGUUAUGUUCACGUAGCAGCCCUCGUUGCAGAGUUUCUUCACAGGAAAAAACUCUUCUCCAGUGGGUGCUCUGCCUUCAGGAAAAUCACUCCCAACAUAGAUGAAGAAGGUGCAAUGAAAGAAGAUGGGGGGAUGAUGGAUGUACAUUACAGUGAGGAAGUGCUAGUGGAGCUGCUGGAGCAAUGUAUAGAUGGCCUGUGGAAGGCAGAGCGUUAUGAAACAAUUUCUGAAGUUUCCAAAUUGAUCAUUCCUAUCUAUGAAAAGCGGCGUGAAUUUGAGAAACUUACUCAGCUGUACAGAACACUUCAUGGAGCCUAUGCGAAGAUACUGGAGGUAAUGCACUCAAGGAAGAGGCUGCUUGGAACCUUCUUCAGAGUGGCCUUUUAUGGACAAACAUUCUUUGAAGAAGAAGAUGGGAAGGAAUACAUCUAUAAAGAACCCAAACUGACGGGCCUCUCGGAAAUCUCCUUCAGACUUCUUAAGCUUUAUGGAGAAAAGUUUGGAUCAGAGACUGUAAAGAUUAUCCAGGAUUCUAACAAGGUAAAUGUUAAAGACCUUGAUCCUAAGUAUGCUCAUAUUCAAGUGACCUAUGUGAAGCCCUACUUUGAUGACAAAGAAAUUUCUGAAAGAAAGACUGAAUUUGAAAGAAACCACAAUAUCAAUAGAUUUGUGUUCGAAACUCCUUAUACUUUAUCUGGAAAAAAGCAUGGCAGUGUGGAAGAACAGUGUAAAAAAAGGACUGUUCUAACUACCUCGAACUCCUUUCCGUAUGUAAAGAAGAGAAUUCCAGUCAAUUAUGAACAUCAGGUUAAUUUAAAACCAAUUGAUGUCGCUACUGACGAGAUAAAAGACAAGACAGCAGAGCUGCAAAAACUCUGCGCUGCCGGUGAUGUCGAUAUGAUCCAGCUGCAGCUCAAGUUGCAGGGCUGUGUUUCUGUGCAGGUUAAUGCUGGUCCCUUGGCCUAUGCUAGGGCUUUCCUAAGUGACAGCCAGUCCAGCAAAUAUCCUGCUAAGAAGGUGAAUGAGUUAAAAGAAAUGUUCAGGAAGUUUAUCCAAGCCUGCGGAAUCGCCCUGGACCUCAACGAGCGGCUCAUUAAGGAGGACCAGCUGGAGUACCACGAGGGCCUGAAGUCAAACUUUAGGGAUAUGGUGAAAGAGCUUUCUGACAUCAUCCACGAACAGAUGUACCACGAAGAUACAAUGCAUUCGCCAUGGAUGCAUGACUCCCUACAUGUCUUCUGUGCAAUCAGUGGAACAUCUGGGGAUGGAGGUUACUGUUCACUUAGACCCACUGCUGAAAUAUAAACAUGCCAGUGAUAUUU